AUGACGGUGAAUGAGCUGCGGCUGCUUGGGCAAAGAGCGCUGGGUGUGCGCCUGGGAGGCUUGGUCGCCGCAGGCGGCGAGUUGCUACAGGGCACCAGCACACUCAGGGCGGCAGGGCUCAAAGAGAAUGCCACGAUUGGCGCCACCGUGCGCAAAGCGGUUUUGGCACCUAGCCAGCGCUCGUCGGCCUUCGCGUUGAUCCGGCGUGAUGGUUCAGUGGUGAGCUGGGGCCUUCCGAAUUGGGGUGGCGACAGUAGUGCGGUGCAGAGUGAGCUGCGCGACGUGCAGUUUAUCCAGGCUACCGUCAAGGCGUUUGCAGCUGUUCGAGGCGAUGGCAGUGUCGUCACCUGGGGAGACAAGGCCUGGGGUGGAAACAGUACAGCUGUCCAAGAGCGGCUGACGAGUGUGCAGCACGUCCAAGCCUCUGACGGUGCUUUUGCAGCUGUCCGCACAGACGGUGGUGUGGCGACCUGGGGUGAUGCACACCUGGGAGGGGACAGCAGCACCAUCCAAGAUUCACUGGUUGAUGUGCAGCAGGUGCAAUCCACUAAGGGAGCUUUUGCAGCCAUUCGCGCAGACGGCACUGUCGUCACAUGGGGUGAUGCCAAACGCGGUGGCGACAGCAGCAUGGUCCAAGCAUCUUUGCAGAAUGUGCGUUCCGUCGCUGGCUCUAAAGGUGCCUUUGCCGCCGUUUGCGGCGAUGGCACCGUGAUAACCUGGGGCUACGCCAAGGUUGGCGGUGACAGCAGCCUUGUCCAGAACCGGCUUCGAGGUGUCCUUCAAGUCUGUGCAUCCGAGACCGCCUUCGCAGCCCUUCUGACCAGUGGCGAGGUGGUGACAUGGGGUGAUGCUGCCUAUGGUGGUGACAGCUCGGAGGUGCAAAGUCAACUCCAAGAUGUGCAGCAGAUCGCCUCGUCAAAGGGAGCCUUUGCCGCCAUCUGCUCUGACGGCAGCGUGGUGACCUGGGGCGACGCGAAUCGCGGCGGAGAUAGCAGCAUGGUGCGGGAGCAGCUGCGGGACGUGCAGCAGAUUGCAGCGACUUCCGGCGCUUUUGCGGCUGUCCUGGACAACGGCGGCGUUGUUACCUGGGGCUAUGCAAGUCUUGGCGGAGACAGCAGCUCCGUCCAGGAGCGCCUGGAAGACGUGCAGCAGAUCCAAGCAUCAGCUGGUGCCUUUGCAGCUGUUCUUGCAGAUGGGAAUGUGGUGACAUGGGGCCAUGCGACCAUGGGAGGCGACAGUAGCACUGUGCAAGAGCAACUGCGCCGGACCAGCUUACCGCUUUUGCCAGUUGCUCUGGAUUCCUUUCAUGAUGCCGGGUAA
Messenger RNA from Symbiodinium natans, 1320 nucleotides. The record is from the annotation of a GenBank genome assembly. NCBI's taxonomy places the organism in Eukaryota, Dinophyceae, Suessiales, Symbiodiniaceae.